Copidosoma floridanum is the source of this 1936-nucleotide messenger RNA. RefSeq lists its product as uncharacterized. Gene Ontology annotation, molecular function: CoA-ligase activity. The record is from RefSeq and is a predicted model, not a curated record. NCBI's taxonomy places the organism in Eukaryota, Metazoa, Arthropoda, Insecta, Hymenoptera, Encyrtidae.
AGUCAUUGGCGAGCCCUUGGUGAGCCGCGAUACGAUUGGUAACCACUAUCAGAUCAGCGACGAUCGACGAUGGUUGCCGAAAAAUUCAUCAGCGAGGAUGUUAAACGAAGUCCAAUGUUCACGAUCGAGAAUAACGUGAUAGUUGGAAACCCGUCGGCCAAGAGAGAGAACAACCCCAUAGCCAAAGUCAUUUUGGAUUCGCUCAGGAGCUAUCCGGACACAGUCGCACAAAUAAAUACGGCGACGGGUGAAAAAAUAACUUUCGGCAAGCUAAGGGAUCUCAGUGUCCGUUGUGCCAUUUGGUUGAAGAAACAGGGCAUAGGUCAAAAUGACAUCGUCUGCACUUCGACGCCGAAUCAAAGUUACGACUGCAUCCCGUGUCUGGCGACAUUGUACCUUGGAGCGGUUGUCAACCCCUGGUUCAGCGAGCUGUCUUUCGCCUCGGCUAGACACUUCUUCGACAUAAUACAGCCAAAAAUACUGUUCGCCUGCGAGGAGUCGAUCGAAAUCCUAGCCCAAGUGGCCAACGACGUCGGCGUCACGUGCAAAUUCGUGGUUUUCGGCCGAUACCCCGGCUUCCAAUCCCUGGAGGACAUAAUGGCCGAAAUCAGCCCAGAAGAAAUCGACGGCUUCCGCCACGUCGAGCCGGAAGAUCCAAAAACCAAGUUGGGAAUCAUACUCUUCUCGUCGGGGACCACCGGCACCCAAAAGGGCACGAUGCUGUCCUACGACGCUCUCGCGAACCACCACAUGGAACAACUGCUACCCCACGAGGGGUCGAACGCGCUGUGGUACUCGACCAUGUCCUGGAUCACGGGGACUUGUUUCAUAACCAGCUGCAUACGACUGCGGUGCACGCGAAUCUUGCAUUCGCACUUCGAUCCGGAGGAGACGAGCCAAGUCGUGGAAAAGUACAAGGUCAAUUGGGCCUUCUUAUCUCCAAGUGCGUUAACUCAGCUGUACAAAAAUAAAUUGAUCGAUCAAUACAACUACGCAUCGCUCGAAGUAUUGGCCACAGGUGGAUCGAAGCCCAGCAAGGUCGUCCUUGAUUACUGCCGGAGAGCCUUGCCUCACACAUUGGUCACCAACACCUUUGGUAUGACGGAGCUGGGAGGUAUGGUGGUAUACCAAAGAAGUGCCUUUAAGAAGAUCGACUCGAUCGGAUACGUUGUGGGUGGAAUAAAAAUGAAGAUUAUCGACUCGGCGAUGGGCAAUAAGCUCGGCCCGAAUCAGCAGGGCGAACUGUGUUUCAAAUUCGACGGCAUAAUGCUUGGUUACUUCAAGAAUCCGAGGGAAACUAAAAAAAUGCUCGACGAUGAAGGUUGGCUGCACACCGGGGAUCUAGGGUAUUUCGAUGAAGAUGGUGAAAUAUCGAUCACUGAUCGAAUCAAAGAAGUCAUAAUCUGUCAAAACUACCACAUAUCUCCGUCGCAAAUCGAAGGAAUUCUUCUGCAGCAUCCCGAAGUGAAGGAAGUCGCAGUUGUACCAGUGCCCCAUCAAGUAGACAUCGAGCGACCAAUGGCAUUUGUUGUGAAAAUCCCCGGAGCAAAAGUCACAGCAGAAGUAUUAAUGGAAUUGCCUGCUAGUUACGACGAGUAUUUCCGUUUGACAGGUGGUGUCGUGUUCCUAGAGAAACUACCGUACACGAACACAGGAAAGAAAAGCCUGAGGGACUUGAAAGAGAUGGCAAAAGCUUACGCACAAUAAUUGUUUUCACUUAACUCAUUUACAUAUAUUCGAUCUGGAAUACAAGGCUGAUGUAUUGCAAUAGGCUAUACAAUUACUAUUUAUUAUCAACAGUUAAAAGUUCAUCACUUUGAUCAACAGGAAAAUUUUCACAAAUAGUUGUAAAUAAUUGUACGCGACAUUUUUUCUGUUACCAGCUGUAUCACUCACUUUAAUAAACAUUUCUUCAUCUCAUGCAUGUAUAAAGACA